Messenger RNA from Rhipicephalus sanguineus (brown dog tick), 1004 nucleotides. Its product is annotated as neurogenic differentiation factor 1. The transcript has 3 exons. Gene Ontology annotation, biological process: regulation of transcription by RNA polymerase II; developmental process. NCBI's taxonomy places the organism in Eukaryota, Metazoa, Arthropoda, Arachnida, Ixodida, Ixodidae. Gene Ontology annotation, molecular function: RNA polymerase II transcription regulatory region sequence-specific DNA binding; DNA-binding transcription factor activity, RNA polymerase II-specific; protein dimerization activity. The coding region runs from base 153 to 857 and encodes 234 amino acids. The record is from RefSeq and is a predicted model, not a curated record.
AUUUGAUCAUAUACCCGAGAAAUCAAGGUAUUUCUUCAUAACAAGGUGCGGUUAUUGCCACAAGAAAAAGGCAAGCGUGUAAUGGUUUCCCGCCAAAGUGUCCGCGGUCUACAAGGACGUCACUGCGGACGAAAUCCAUCUUAGUCGACGUCAUGGCGCGAAGGCGUCGUCUUCCCCACGAAGCCUGCGCUACCUCGCGGCGUCGUGCAGCGGCGGGUUCCGACGGUGGCUGUGACGUAUCGCCGAGGCUCAAGCCUCGUCCUUUGCAGCGCAACGCGGCGAACGCCCGCGAGAGGGCCCGGAUGCGCGUCCUGAGUCGCGCCUUCUCGCGUCUCAAGACGUCGCUCCCCUGGGUUCCCGAAGACACCAAGCUCUCCAAGCUGGACACGCUCAGGCUGGCGGCCGGCUACAUCGCGCACCUGCGGCGAGUGCUGAUCGACGACGACGAGGCGUCGUCGUCUUCGCCCGCUUCGGCCGCCGAAGAAGCAGCCUGCGGUUCGCCGCGAUGCCUGCACCCGCUGACACUGACGUGGCCGUUCUCGUUCAACCAUCGCCUCCCGAGUCCCGAGGGUCGGGAUGCGGAGCCCAAGGUGCGGCAUGGCGUCUCCUGUCGAAUGUUCGAGGGCGACGCAGCGUCUCCCGCGUCGCCCCACCGACCCGCCAGCAAGCAGCCUUAUCACCAGCAGCAGUCAACCUCGUGUCACGGAGGCCAUCGAUACCCGUCCGCUUCCUCUGCGGACGAUGGAUUCGACUCGUUCCUCGACUACCUCAACAGUUCCUCGGGACCUGCACACCCUUCUUCAUACUCGGGCCGCUUUAUGGCUAUAACGAGUCAGAGACCCUUGUGUUCCUCCUAAGCACCUUCUAUAUUGUCUUCUUCGUGAAGAAACAUUAAUAGUGCAUAUGAUGCCCAAAACGUGGUAACUAUGAAGAGCUUUCCUUACGGCGACAGCCCUAGGUGCCUCAUCGAAAUUGACCGUCGAUGUCGGCGGCGUGGACGUCAG